This is a messenger RNA of Magnolia sinica, 2379 nucleotides long. RefSeq names its product pentatricopeptide repeat-containing protein At2g03380, mitochondrial-like. The transcript has a single exon. NCBI's taxonomy places the organism in Eukaryota, Viridiplantae, Streptophyta, Magnoliopsida, Magnoliales, Magnoliaceae. Bases 158 to 2308 code for a protein of 716 amino acids. Gene Ontology annotation, biological process: RNA modification. The record is from RefSeq and is a predicted model, not a curated record. Gene Ontology annotation, molecular function: protein binding; RNA binding.
UUUCCACUCACCUUCUAUUUACGAUCUGGAUUGUGAGAAUCUGUAUGUAUGUAUGCAGGUCGGGUUGUUCAGUGCAUAUAUGUACACACCUGAUCGAAUUGUGCAGGUAAGAGCCCUUCGCAAUGUCCAGAUCCAAAAUAGGAGGGUAAAGUAAAGUAUGAAAAUCAUCCGUCCGUUGUUGCAAAAGCAUCUCUUUCACAUCCCAUCUCCAUCUCCAUCUACCCCAAAGAAACAACACUUGCAUUCUCUUCCCAACUUCCAUCAUCAAUUCAACACCCCACAUCUCAUCACCAACUCUCAUCACCACCGUCCGUAUUCCUUGGUUGAGUUUGGAAGUACCGUAGAUUCCAUCAAUGCCAUCUCCUCAGACCCAUGUCUUUUCCUCUUAGGCUUCUGCAACAAUAUUGCCUCUCUCAAGAGAAUCCAUGCCCAGCUCAUUGUUCAUGGCCUCACUCACAACCUCCUCUGCCAAACCAAACUCGUCAGCCUCUAUGGCUUCUUUGGCAACGUCGAUCAGGCAUGGUCCAUCUUCGAGUGGAUUAUCAACCCAGAUCUCUAUUCUUGGAAAGUAAUGGUCAGAUGGUAUUUCCUUAACGAUUCCUAUUCGGAACUCAUCCAAUUCUACGAGCGUAUGAAGCAAUGCCUAAAAGAACAUGAUAAUGUUAUUUCCUCAAUCAUGUUGAAGGCGUGCACCCAUCUGCGUGAUUCCGACCAUGGGAUGAAGCUCCAUUGCCAGAUUGUUAAAGUGGGGAGCCCUGACAGUUUUGUACUCACUGGUCUGAUCGAUAUGUAUGCCAAAUGUGGGAUGGUCAGAUCCUCACGCCUAGUGUUCGACGAAAUUUCUGAGAGAAAUGUGGUCUCUUGGACUUCCAUGAUCGUUGGGUACAUGCAGAAUGAUUGCAUGGAAGAUGGGUUGGCUCUGUUCAAUCAAAUGAUACUGGCAGAAACCGAGCCUAACCAGUUCACGAUUGGUAGCUUGCUUACAGCAUGCUCAAAGCUGCAUGCUUUGCAUCAGGGAAAAUGGGUCCAUGGUUAUAUGAUCAAGAAGGGUAUAGAAUUGAACUCCUUUGUAGUAACUGCACUGCUUGAUGUGUAUGUGAAGUGUGGAACAGUUGCUGAUGCUCGCUUGGUAUUUGAUGAGCUGUCUACCAUCGAUCUUGUCUCAUGGACUACCAUGAUCGUCGGGUACGCACAUAAAAACUACCCUGUCAAGGCCUGGGUAGGGAGUGUUCUUUCAGCCUGUGCCAAGUCGUGCAAUUUGAAUUUGGGUAGAUUGGUUCAUGUGCUUGGGAUUAAACUUAGAUUGGAAGAGGAGGUUACAGUGAGGAAUGCUCUUGUAGAUAUGUAUGUGAAAUGUGGAAUGCUUGGAGAUGUUUUUAAUAUAUUUGAAAGGAUUUUGCACAAAGAUGUUAUCGCGUGGAAUGCGAUGAUAUCUGGUUACUCUCAAAAUGGGUUGAGUAACAAAGCUUUGUCAUUGUUUCAUCAGAUGAGGUCGGAUAAUUUCUUGCCUGAUGUAGUCACCGUGGUUAGUGCCCUCUCGGCUUGUGCUUGUUUUGGAGCUCUACAGGUUGGUAGUUCAUUCCAUGCUUUCACAGAGAAGAAUGACUUUUUAUCAAACAUCUAUGUUGGCACUGCCCUUCUAAAUUUGUAUGCUAAAUGUGGGGAUGCAGUAUUAGCUCGCUGUGUCUUUGAUCAUAUGGAUCAUAUGGAUGAGAAGAAUACAGUGGCAUGGAGUGCAAUGAUGGGUGGGUAUGGCAUGCAUGGAGACACUAACAACUCUCUUGCACUCUUUUCUGAUAUGUUGAAGGAGGAAUUGCAGCCCAAUGAUAUAAUCUUCACAAGCAUUCUGUCCUUUUGUAGCCACACGGGGAUGGUUGGGGAGGGAUUGAAGUAUUUCGAUGCUAUGGGCCAAGAAUACCAUGUCAUUCCUUCCAUGAAACAUUAUGUUUGUAUGGUAGAUUUGUUAGCUCGGGCCGGCAAGCUUGAAGAUGCACUAGAGUUUAUAGAGAAGAUGCCGAUACCAGUAGAUGCUACUGUAUGGGGAGCUUUUCUCCAUGGUUGCAGACUCCAUAUGAGGUUGGAGCUGGGAGAGGUGGCUAUGAAGAGGAUGCUUCAAUUGCAGCCUGAUGGUGCAGGAUACUACGUGCUUAUAUCAAACUUGUAUGCUUCAAAUGGCAGGUGGAAUGAGGCUGCCAAGGUGAGGGGUUUGAUGAAGGAAAGACAAUUGAACAAGUUGCCUGAGCGUAGCUUUGUAGAGAUGGAUAAUAGUAUUCACUCCUUUACAUUGAAAGAGAUGUCACUCCCAUAGUCAUCUACAUCGCCUGAUAGGAUCUAACCACAAAAAUGCAGUAUUUUCCUCUUUUUCUAAAAAAAGAAAAA